GAACAUGCUGAUGACCGGUACAAGACCUCGCCUUCCCUUGUGGUCCAUGUCAGGGGUCUCUGCGAUGGUGUCGUUGAAGCAGAUUUAGUGGAGUCUGUCGAGAGGUUUGGACCCAUAAGCUAUGUGAUGAUGUUGCCAAACAAACGACAAGCACUGGUAGAGUUUGAAGAUUUGGAUAGCUCCCAGAGCUGCGUUACCUAUUCAAAACGUCGGGUUAUCAACGUCUCGGGAUUUCCUGCGUUUUUUAACUUCUCCACCAGCCAGAGGAUCACUCGCCCCGGGGGUGCCGAAGACCCCAAGAACGUCAACAACGUCCUCUUUUUAGCCAUUCAGAAUCCACUCUAUCCAAUUACCACGGAUGUUUUGUACACUAUCUGCAACACAUGUGGUCCAGUCCUGCGCAUUGUAAUAUUCAAGAAGAAUGGUGUGCAAGCAAUGGUUGAAUUUGACUCAGUUCAAAGUGCCCAGAAGGCGAAGGCUUCUCUGAACGGUGCAGAUAUUUAUUCUGGUUGCUGCACACUAAAAAUUGAAUAUGCUAAGCCUACUCGACUGAAUGUCUUCAAGAAUAAUAGCGAAUCGUGGGACUACACUAAUCCUAACUUAACCAGAGGAGAUGAAGGGAGAAUUUUCAGGCAGCCGGCACUUUUGGGAGAUCAUCCGUCAAUAUACAGCGGUAACGGAUAUGGCUAUCCACACUCAGCGGGUAGCAGUCGGUCAUUAGAACGCAGAAUGGCACCUCGCCCAUCCAAUAGCAAGUCCUCAGUCAUGCAUCAUUACCCUCCAUCACCACCACACAUGGCAUCGCAGCAGCAUGGGUCUAUGCGCUCCAGCAAAGUUCUAAUGGUUUACGGACUUGUUCCGAACAAAAUCAAUUGUGACAAAAUCUUCAACCUUCUCUGCUUGUAUGGCAACGUUGAAAAGGUCAAGUUCAUGAAGAGCAUGCCAGAUGCUGCGAUGGUUGAAAUGGGUGAUGAAUUUUCUGUGGAGCGGGCUAUCACCCACCUCAAUAAUGUCCAUAUGUUUGGAAAGCCGCUCAGCUUGUGUGUCUCCAAACAGCACACAAUUAUGCCGAGUCAGUCUUAUGAACUGCAAGAUGGCACCAAUAGUUACAAGGACUUCACUGACUCCAGGAACAAUCGCUUCUGCAACCCUGGACAGGCUUCCAAAAACAGGAUCCAACCUCCUUCCAGCGUACUCCAUUUCUUCAAUGCUCCAAUUGGAGUAACAGAGGAAACAUUUCAACAGAUGUGUGAGGAUUCCGAUCUGAAGUCUUUUCUGACAUACAAAACAUUUUCUGGAAAAUCUGACCGGAGUUUAUCGGGCUUGUUGGAAUGGCAGUCGAAAGAUGAAGCUGUGGAGGCGCUGGCCAUGCUGAAUCACUACCAGAUAAAAAAUCCAAGUGGUCCGUAUCCCUACACCUUGAAGCUCUGUUUUUCAUCCAUCUCCCAUGUAUGAAGAUGGGCUGAAGUGUGAACAUGAGAAUUUGGCAAUGUACACCUGCAGGCAACCUUACACUUGACACUUGCAAUUACAAAGCGAAAAUUGUCCUAUCCGUUUUGAAUGGUGUUGUAUCACUUUAUACCUGCUAAGUGGAAAUAAAAUCCUUUUUCUUCAGUUUAACUUGUAACUUUUUUUUCAAAACUGUAUCGGAAUAAUAUAAAGUAGACAUUAAACUACCAUAAAUUAAGUGCUGCUUGGUUUAUUAGGCAAUCAAACUUGUUUUGGUCCUUUAUGUCCGUGUUUAAGACCUUAAUAUGUCGAUACGUAAAAGCUUAAAUGUUUAUGCAAGUGACCUUGUGAAUUAGAACUAUGCAAGUGAUGAAGAAAUAUCUACUUGUGGUGUACUUUUACGUGUUGAUGGCACUUUUGCUAUUUUUCUCCCUGUGAGUUAAAACUGUAGGACUGUUAUUCUUUGGGAAACGUAGUUUGUGAUGGUUUGUUUGGUUUCUUGCUAUAAACUACGCACAUUUUUGUGAUCCUAGAGUUCUGUGUAUUGCUGAAACUGAAGUGCCAAAAUUGAUAGUGAUUUUAAACACUAUGCCUGAACUUGGUAUUUGUAAUGGGCUUGUUGCCACGUGUUAACUCCUGCUGUGGUUAAGUAGUUCAUUAAACAUUUAAAAGAUA
Messenger RNA from Callorhinchus milii (elephant shark), 2124 nucleotides. Its product is annotated as heterogeneous nuclear ribonucleoprotein L. NCBI's taxonomy places the organism in Eukaryota, Metazoa, Chordata, Chondrichthyes, Chimaeriformes, Callorhinchidae. Gene Ontology annotation, biological process: mRNA processing; regulation of RNA splicing. The record is from RefSeq and is a predicted model, not a curated record. Gene Ontology annotation, cellular component: nucleus. Gene Ontology annotation, molecular function: mRNA binding.